This is a messenger RNA of Vollenhovia emeryi, 1642 nucleotides long. Its product is annotated as RUS1 family protein C16orf58 homolog. The transcript has 9 exons. Bases 111 to 1526 code for a protein of 471 amino acids. NCBI's taxonomy places the organism in Eukaryota, Metazoa, Arthropoda, Insecta, Hymenoptera, Formicidae. The record is from RefSeq and is a predicted model, not a curated record.
GCCGAAGGCGCCAUGUAUUUAAUUAAAGUAGCAGACGACGUGCAGAGGCAACGUGUCAGCGAGCGUGGUGAGACCAGGUGAGACUAGCGAGUGAAUUUUUCUUGGCGAAUAUGCAGCUGGUAUUUCGCGAAAGCUACGGGGACGAGAGGGACACAAUUUACGUCAAGUCCGAAGAUGGUUUCAGCGCGAACGAAGCGAGACCCGGCCCCGCCGUGAAGCAAACUCGUUCCCGGAUCGCGUCCGUCUUCAAACAGAUAUUCCUGCCGCAAGGGUAUCCGGACAGCGUGCAUCCUGACUACACGGCGUAUCAGAUAUGGGACACGGUGCAGGCGUUUGCGAGUACUAUAACGAGCACGCUGACGACUCAUUCCAUAAUGAAAGGGAUAGGAGUCGGUGAGUCGAGUGCUACGCCCUUGGCAGCAGCGAUAACGUGGAUCCUGAAGAGCGGCACUGGGAUGAUUGGCAGCAUAAUGUUCGCAUGGUGGAAUGGAACUGAAUUGGAUGGGCAGUGCAAAAAGUGGAGACUAUUCGCCGAUGUCUUAGACGACGUAGCCAAAGGGAUAGAGUUACUUGUGCCGUACUUUUCCUCGUACUCUGUCUCGAUUCUGUGUAUCUCGACGACUAUGAAGUCUAUCGUCGGUGUUGCCGGUGGAGCUACGAGAACGGCAAUGAUUCAUCACCAGGCGGUACAGAAUAACGUGGCAGAUGUCUCCGCGAAAGACGGGAGUCAGGAGACCUGUGUAAAUCUAAUCGCGUCUUUCUUUGGAAUCUUCAUAUUGUCCUUAUUCCACGAUGGACAAUAUUUAUUAGAAUUGUAUCUCUUCCUGGUGGCAGUCCAUCUGUAUGCAAAUUAUUCGGCGGUUAAAGCAUUAUGUUUAGACACGCUCAAUGAAGAUCGUCUGGCUAUAAUCGUGCAAAAUUACAUGAUGAACGAGCGAAUUGCCGGUCCACGUAAAGUGAAUAAAGAGGAAUCGGUAUUUCUGCUCAAAAAUCCUACCAGAAGCGUGCAUGGUUUUGAUAUAAGAAUUGGUGUAUCCUUCGCGAGCAUCUUGAAAAGAAAUAUAAUUUCACCCGUGGAAACGGAAGUUUUAUUAAAGUUCUUUGAAAAGAGAAAGUAUAUAAUAACGAUAGACAUGGAACGAAGGAAUAUAUUCAUCACCCUCAAAAGAAAUGUACAACCGACUGAAAUACUGGAAGCAUACUUUUACGCUUCCGUGUGUGCUUUCUAUCUGUGUAUAGCACAAAAAAUACCGAUAGACGUGCUAUUGAAACCUGAAACGUCUGAAAUAUCAUACCUACUGCUGAGAACGUACAUUCUGCACAAGAGGCUUACGAAUUCAGGUAGUGAUGUACAACUGUCGAUUGUAGCUAUCCGUGCUGUAGACGUAAUCGUUGACGAUGAGUACAAAGCUUUUCUUAGCAAUUUAGAAGUAAAUGGAUGGAAAACGGAAACAAAUCUGCUAGCAGUUGGCGCAUGGAGAUUUGAUUAUCAUACAAUCGGUGAACCGCUAGAAAUCAAUCGCUGAGAAACGAUUACGCUUAUAAUUGCUAAGUGUUCUUUAUUAAAAUAAUUUUUUCUACUUGACCAUAAUUAAAAAUCAAUAAUAGUAAUAUAUGAGAAUAAAACCACCUUGGAAAAUGC